UGUGGACACAGCGCGUGUGAGUUCACCCUCCUCUCUCCAGACAGGAGGCGAGGACAUCCCCCUCUAACACUGUGCCAACAGAGAGAGGAAGAGAGCAGAGAGAGAGACAGAGAGAGAGAGAGAGAUAGAGAGGGAAAGAGAGAGAGACUGAAACCCCAUAAUGCACUGCACGCUGCAGGGCUGAAGUCGUGCAGAUUCAUCAGUUCCUGUUCGGAGGGACCGUGUGUAAGCACACACACUCAUACACCCAGACCGAGUGCAAGAGAAACACACAGACAGCCAGGCAGAGAGAAGUGCCUUCUUUCGCUGACCCCUUUGGCUGUUUGGCUCCACUGAAACCGCUUCUGCCUCCGUGCCUGUCCAUGUCUGCUGGAGUUGCCAGCCACACCAGGAGCCCCAGGACUGCCAGGACUGCCAACCCCAUCCACUGACACCUCCCUCCUUCUCUCCAUCUCCUGCUCUGUCUGCCAGUCAGGCCUCUCUCUCCAUCCAUGCCACUCAGCCCUCCUCUGUGGAAGUCAACCACUCCUUCCUCCUCUGCAGACAGACCCUGAUACCGAAGACAGAUAACUUUUAUUGGUUCCUGUGAGCGGAAGGAGAUUGUCUCUUAGCUGUCUCCACCACAGCCUUCUCCUCAUCAUCCUGCCCUCCUUCUGUUCCUCUUUCUUCUCCUUCCUCCUCUCCUCCAGCCCUGCAUCUUUUCAUCAUGGGCCAACUCGAUCGAUAAUGUGUUUUGCCGUUUGUCUCAUCUGACAGUUCAGCCUAGGAGCAAGGCGAUAGAGAGCGAACUGCCGUGUGUGUGUGUUUGAGGGAGAAGGGACGAGAGAGAGAGAUUACAGAGCAAACCUCUGUGGCCGUCAUCAGCCCAGGCCCUGGGUGACAGGCGGUGAACGAUUCCUAUUACAGCCACAAACAGACUCUUAGGAUGGGCCGCAGGUGGUAGGCGAGUCCCAGGCCUCACAGGCUUCAUCUCAGAAUCAGACCCUGGUGACAAAACCUCUUAAAACUGGCUUUUUCCCAUGUCCUUUAAUUGUUUCUCAUCAUUUGUCCCAGUGUCAUCAAAAACAUUCAGACGCACACAUAAUAGCAGCUGCUGGAUACCUAUUCCUCUAAAUCGACCCCUCCUGCCUGGUUCAAAAUGGCGGUGAAUGUAACACCGAUCCGGGACACAAAGUGGCUGACAUUGGAGGUUUGUCGGGAAUUCCAGAGAGGAACGUGUUCACGACCGGACAGUGAGUGCAAGUUCGCACACCCUGCCAAGAGCUGUCAAGUGGAAAACGGCAGAGUCAUUGCCUGUUUUGACUCACUGAAGGGCCGCUGUUCCAGGGAGAACUGUAAGUACCUGCAUCCUCCUCCCCACCUAAAGACCCAGCUGGAGAUCAAUGGAAGGAACAACCUCAUCCAGCAGAAAAACAUGGCCAUGCUGGCCCAGCAGAUGCAGCUUGCCAACGCCAUGAUGCCCGGCACGCAGUUACAGCCAGUGCCCAUGUUUUCAGUCACACCCAGCCUUGCAACCAAUGUUAAUGCUGCUGCGGCGGCGGCCGCUGCAUUUAACCCCUACCUUGGCCCUGUGUCGCCUGGCCUGAUGCCUGGUGACAUCUUGCCCAGCGCCCCUGUACUGGUCACCAGCAACCCCAAUGUCCCCGUACCAGCUGCUGCUGCUGCUGCUGCACAGAAACUCAUGAGGACAGACAGACUGGAGGUGUGUCGGGAAUACCAGCGGGGUAACUGCACACGCGGGGAGAACGAUUGUCGCUUUGCCCACCCUGCAGAUAGCACUAUGAUUGACACCAACGACAACACAGUCACUGUGUGUAUGGACUACAUUAAGGGCCGCUGCUCGAGGGAGAAGUGCAAGUACUUUCACCCUCCGGCUCACCUGCAGGCCAAGAUCAAAGCCGCCCAACACCAAGUCAACCAGGCUGCGGCUGCUGCAGCCAUGACUCAGUCGGCUGUCAAAUCACUGAAGCGACCCCUCGACGCAACUUUUGACCUGGGGCUCCCUCCCGUCUUGCCUCCUUUACCAAAGAGACCUGCACUUGAAAAAGCCAACGGUGCCACCACUAUGUUCAAUGCUGGCGUAUUCCAGUACCAACAGGCCCUGGCCAACAUGCAGUUUCAGCAGCAGGCUGCCUUCAUACCAUCAGGCUCGAUAUUGUGCAUGACACCUGCAACAAGUGUUGUACCCAUGAUGCACGGUGCUACUCCAGCCACUGUGUCUGCAGCCACCACAUCUGCCACAAGUGUUCCCUUUGCAACCGCAACAGCCAAUCAGAUUCCAAUAAUAUCUGCGGACCAUCUGACUAGUCACAAGUAUGUGACCCAGAUGUAGGAGUCUCAAUCAGAACAAUGGAACUGGAGCGUGCUGGUGUCGAGUCCAAGAUUAGCGGUCACCCUUCAUGCCUGUAACAUCAAGAGCAAAACGGAAAACCAAAUCUCAAUUGGUUUGGAAUAAAUCUGCAUGUUAACAUAUGAGGCACAGUUUAUUAGGAUUGUUUUCAUGUGUACUUCAUGCACACUAUUACACAACAACAACAACAACAACAGAAAAGAACAUAAUUUGCAUUAAAGACUGCCUCAUUCUGUAGAGACAACUUACCUUUAUUCACCGGACACACUUUGAAUGUUAACAUGAGGUAAAUGUGUGGAGCGGUCAUCAAAAAAUCGGCUGGAUUGGUACAUCCAUUGACCAAGAAUCAUGACUUGUGUUUGUUUAUUGGUUGUUGGUCUCUGACCUAAAUGUGUUCAUUUGUUUACACAAAGGUACACCUUGUAUUUCAGUUGAGGUAAAAGAAACGGAAAUCUGACUGAAUCACAUAUGCAUGCACAAUGAUUUUGUUUAUGAUUUUAUUUUGUUAAACUAGUGAUAAGGGAAAUUACAUGAGUGCACUCAGAGGCAAAAUAGCAACUGAAUGUCUGUGAGGUGUCUUUCAAACCUUUGUAGCCUACCUUUCUAUCUCUUAAGCACAUGUCUUUAACCUUGCAGGCAUCCCUGUAAAGUGCCAUACAUCUCAAAACACAUGAAUGGUAUUUAAGCAGCGUUACAAAGUGUUUAACUCAACAAUUCCCUUUAAUACGUCUAUUUUCUCUCUUGGACAGCAUGUAGUGUCCAAUGUUGUUACCUGUCAUUACCUGUGAUUCCCAAUAGCACCACUGCUGAUUAGAUUACUUUCCCCAAAUUGCCUGAUUUACUCAAAUCUUCUACUGAAUGAAAAGCUUUUAUGUUUUCAUAGACUUUAUUAUUGGUGUCAGUUGUUUAGACAGGAAACGACUGGAUCUGUGCCGACACAGAUCUCUCCAUGAUCUUUAAGUCAAUUGACUCUAAAAGUCAGAUGAGUUGUAUGGGGAGGUCUUGGCCUGCACGAGAGACCAAAGACUCUCCUAAUAAUGAAGAUGUUACGAUGAAUAGCUUUGAAACAACAGGGCGAUCAGUUGGUAUCCAAACUGCUGUGAGACAGAAGUCAAAAUCGACGGUGCAACUGGUGGAUAUGUGAUUUGUAUAACAUGAUUUGUUUUUCAUGUUUGUACACAUAUUUUAAGACAGAUUGUCAAAGUAGAUUCAGUGUAGUGUGUGUAUAUAUAGUCUGACAUAUUUAAGAAUAUUUGUUUAAUACGUCUACCUGAGAACUGUUUUCAGAUAGUCAGCCAAAGUCUUUUUUGUGUCACUGUUACUAGAUAUUGUAGGUAGACUAGUGGGAGAACAUUUUUUAAAUGUGUGGGCCACAUUAGCGAGCCCAAAGAAAGAUCGGGUGUAAAGAGUAGAUCUCUAGAAUUCUUUGUUUUUGUUGUGUUCUGGGUGUUCUUCAGGCAUAUUUAAUUGGUGGAUAGUACAGGGAAAGUGGCAAGAAUAUAAACGAUUGUAUUACUCAUCCAAAGCCUUAGAAUGUACCAUCGGGUCAGCACAAUGCAACAUGCCAUUUUGAACCAUCCAGUUGCCUAAUCCACGUCAUAUUAACACACACACACACACACACGCACACACACACACCUACACACAGACCUACACACACACACACACACACACACACACACACAGAGCACUAUGUAAUUGUCACUUUUUUUGUCAGUGUUUUCUUAACUUUCUUGUAGUUUUUCUUUAGAUGAGGAGUGUUUUACUUUAUUUUGUUUGGAUGAUAUUUUGAUAUUUAGUUCUGAUUUUUAGUUUUGCUUAUUAUAUUUAUCUUUCUUAUAAUGAAUAUAAGGUAAAAGUGUGUGUUUGUGUGUUCCUCAUGCACAGUUUCCUGAAAUUCCAUGUAAUGUUACUUUUAGUAUGAUUACAAUUGUAAACUCAAUAUUUUCUACGUUAUGCAUAUUGUUGAACUGUAUGCAUAUUGUUCAUUUCUCUAGUCUUUUUGUGUUCUUUGAACAAAGAUGUUUUAUAUGAGUAUCUAACAGUGAUGAUAUAAUAGAACAGAGAGGCUAAGUUGUCACUGUGGCAACCAUCGCCGAUAACCGAGUAAUAUUUUAAUGAUUGUAAGGUUUGUAACUAGUCAUAUAAGAAAAAAAAGACUAUUAUAAAAAUCUAGUUCUUAGAUGUUUAGAGUAAAGAUGUUAUUUUCUACUGUAUCCAUUUCAAAUAGUAACUAUUGUUUAAAUAUUUUUACUCUCCCUGGAAAUUGGGCCAUGUUGGAAAACAAGCUGCAUAUUUGAUCACUUUUUCGGGGGCGUUGCUGGCGGGGUCAGGUGAACGUGGUGAGGAGGGGGAUUGAGUAUGCACACUCGUCUCUUACUCAGCCAACUGCAAACAACAAGGGUGGGGUGGGGAAUCUCAAGGCGUUAAAGGUGAUAAAGGUUGACUUUUUUGCACUUCUGUACAUAGUCAAAAAAGAGAGAAUCAUGUAUAUUGAGAUCUUAUUUUGAAUAAAAAAAUAAUGUCUAUAAUGACAAGGAAUUUUGCUAGGAUAACAAAAAAAAUCUUAUGAAAGGCUGAACAAAAUUGCUUGCAUCAAAAGGGCACUGAGUUCUCACUCUCCGACCCCUUUCAGAAAAGGCCAAGUGUUGCUCUUCUUUUUUGUCAGCAGCUUGUAGUUUGCCAGGUAACCUUCCGGAGGAGGCGUCCACUGCCCUCCAGUGUAAGGGCCUGACUGGGUUUGUCUGGUCCCCUAACCUGCCUGUACUGACAGGUCUGUGUGUCAUGGCCACGCCCUCCCAGGCCCAACCAAUCACAACACGUCCUGUCUCUUUACUUUACUCAGAGAGGAAUGCAUGUUAAAGGAAAUACAUAUACCGUUAAAAAAAAAAAAAUCACGACAGUAAUAUUGAAUAAGAAAACAUGUUACACAGAAAGAUGUAUUUACAGUAUACAAUAUUCUAUCAAUGUAAUGGAAUAAAAUAUAUAGAAAAAAUACAAAAAUAGAAUAGUGGUUUAUUUAAAAAAAAAAAAGAUUCCUGAAAAUAUACUCACUAAAGUUUUACCACUUGGAGAGUUAAAAUACAUGCAACACAAACACCAUAGCUAUAAGUAUGUUCUUUAUGUUUAUGUAAGCUGUGCUUCUAGUAGAUGAAACUGACCAAACAGGAAUGUAGUUUAACAUCAGGCACAAUUUAAGAAUAAUUUCAGACUGAAAUACUGUUUUGUGGUUUGUUCAUUAAGUCGUUAGUUUGAAAUAUUGUCCUGAUCAUCUUUGUCAUCUCUCAUCUCCUACAAGCACGCAUGCUUACGUUUAUGAUAUAAUGUAAACUGAACUUUUUUUCAUUUGUUGUUUGUUUUCUCUGCUUGUAGUGCUAAUAUGAUGUAUUCUGUCUUCUGCUGCAGUUUGUUUCUGCUUGUUUUACUGCUCCAGGCCCCCUGAAAGGAUGUGUCACGUUUGAAUGUCGGCCACCUCCUCUGAAAAGCACCUGUAGAGAAAACCUCUGUUUGUCGCAGUCUAAAGCCAUAAAAUAUAAUCUCAUCAGAAUGAAAUGUGUGAGAAGAAGCCUGAAAAGAAAUAGGGGUGGUAAUGUGUAUCUUCUGAAGCUGGUAGGAAUAUGUUUGCUGGGGUUUUAUUAUCUACAAAAUCAUGUAAUAAUUGAAGUCAUGAAUGUAGCUAAUAUAACCUUGUUGUGCUGUGCCAACUUUGAUGGAUAUGUAUGGUUAAGAGAAAGAAGUUCAUGACACAUGUUUUCACGGGGCCUGCAUUGCUAUAUUUGAUUCUUGCUGUUAUGAAUAAAAAAAUGUAAUAAAAAUUUACAAACGAACUGAA
Dicentrarchus labrax (European seabass) is the source of this 6182-nucleotide messenger RNA. RefSeq names its product muscleblind-like protein 1. Gene Ontology annotation, molecular function: metal ion binding. The transcript has 11 exons. The record is from RefSeq and is a predicted model, not a curated record. Lineage: Eukaryota; Metazoa; Chordata; Actinopteri; Moronidae. Bases 1139 to 2332 code for a protein of 397 amino acids.